Molecule: messenger RNA, 645 nt
Organism: Medicago truncatula (barrel medic)
Lineage: Eukaryota; Viridiplantae; Streptophyta; Magnoliopsida; Fabales; Fabaceae
Exons: 4
Coding region: 158-448 (96 amino acids)
Source: RefSeq, a predicted model, not a curated record
UUGUUUUUGUGUAUUGUGGUCAUAAAUAGUUAAAUUGUUGAUUGCGGUUGUACUAAUAUAUUCUGGCCAAGAUUGAUACACAUAUUGGGGAGCCCUACUAAAUCUAGAAUGAAGAUGAGUAUUAAUAGAUAAUAUGCAAUGUUUAUAGAUAAUAUGCAUGUGUAUCAACUGUGCCCUUCAUUCCAAGUCAAAAUCAAAGUCAAGUAUAAUCCCAUGGAUGAAAAUAAAGUGUCCUAUGCAAACGAAUGGCAUUGACUGUGGCUAUAUUGUCAUGCAAUUUAUGAAAGAGAUAAUAUUGGCAAAUCAAGACAUGAUCCCCGAAAAUUACUUUGGAGAUUACAAAUGUAAAACCUAUUCUAAAGAUAAGCUAGUUCAGGUCGAGGAGGAUUGGGCAACCUUUAUGGUCGAGUAUCUUAGAGACUAUAUUGCUGAUAGACUUAAACCGUAAUUGGUUGUGCUGGACUAUAUAGCUUGUCACGAGUCCUCUUAAAUUUAGGUGUUUUUUUGUUGAUAAUUAACUGUGGCUGCUUUUAGGAGUUUUUUUUUUAUUGGCAAUUGUGGAUUGACUAGUAUUAUGACAUUCAUAAUUAAAUUUAUGAUCAAUUUGUAAUGAGAUUAUCAUGAAUGUAAUUUGCUAUAUUCAUA